This is a messenger RNA of Opisthorchis viverrini, 345 nucleotides long. RefSeq lists its product as hypothetical. The transcript has 2 exons. The coding region runs from base 1 to 345 and encodes 114 amino acids. NCBI's taxonomy places the organism in Eukaryota, Metazoa, Platyhelminthes, Trematoda, Opisthorchiida, Opisthorchiidae. The record is from RefSeq and is a predicted model, not a curated record.
AUGCCACCAGAAGGAAGCACGAGGCCUGGGAUACUGUUAAGUUGCCCAAGCCUAGACUGGGGAAGUCGAGAGGCAGAAAUCGGGUUCCAACUACGGACCUUCCGGCCACACACACCUACCAUCAGCCGUAAGCAUCACGGUCGUACGUGGGCUGGGAUACUGUCAGGGCACCCACACCCGGAGGGGAGGACGAUUAAGGUCCUCAGCCUGAGCCUUUGGCUCAAAAGCCUAACCGCAAGGCAUUUGUAUUCAAUACAAAUGCAUUACCGUUUCUACGGAACAGGCCACCACAUGUUCCAACCCCCAACCGGGAGGGCCAGGAGACUGUGUUCGUCAGACCUCUAA